Penicillium roqueforti is the source of this 789-nucleotide messenger RNA. RefSeq lists its product as uncharacterized. The coding region runs from base 1 to 789 and encodes 262 amino acids. Lineage: Eukaryota; Fungi; Ascomycota; Eurotiomycetes; Eurotiales; Aspergillaceae. Gene Ontology annotation, cellular component: cytoplasm; nucleus. The transcript is spliced from 3 exons. The record is from RefSeq and is a predicted model, not a curated record.
AUGAAAUGGCUCUGCAUCCACGGCACAGGGUCCUCAGCUACCAUCUUCCAGGACCAGCUGGCGGCUGUCACCGCCCACUUGCCGCCAUCAAAGCAUGCGUUUCAUUUCAUCGACGGCCCUUUCACGUCCAAACCAGCCGCCGGCCUGGAUCUCCGCUACCCAGACGGCCCCUACUACACAUGGUGGCUAAAGGCAACUGUGUCUGAUAUUCGGGCUGCCUGUCAAGAUUUUCAUAAAUACCUUACCCAACACAACAAUGUCCCAUACGACGGAAUGAUAGAGAAGCCGACCGAGCCAUUGCCUUUCAAAGCCGUCGUAUUUAUUUGCGGCGGACCGGUCUUGUCGGUGUUAGAAACGCUGGGAAUGACCAUUUCUGACGAAGCUCGCGAGUGGGAUAAACGGACCAAGCUAGCUCUGCGCGAACGAGCAUCCAAGGAAGCGAUCCUGAAAUGGGGAAGAGACAGAUGGACCACUCCCGGGGGAAAUGGUGAUACUGACCUCCAUUUGAAUCCGGCGGCCCCAGUUGACCCCUCGGAUAUAUUUGGACUGGAUACUGUCCAGAUGCCCGAGCAGCUGCGGAUAAAAAUCCCAACGCUCCACGUUUAUGGGCGAGUUGAUCCUCGGUUGCCCGCUUCACUGCAAUUAGCUUAUUUGUCUGAGUCUACGAAAAGAUUGACAUAUCAACACGAGGGAGGACAUAAUAUUCCACGGAGCGCUGCGGCUACCGAGGGCAUUGCACGUUUGAUAGAUGAAUGUGCUCAGAUGGUGGCGGGAUUGGAUGUACAAUGA